Molecule: messenger RNA, 2786 nt
Organism: Echinops telfairi (small Madagascar hedgehog)
Lineage: Eukaryota; Metazoa; Chordata; Mammalia; Afrosoricida; Tenrecidae
Gene: PDE4C
Product: phosphodiesterase 4C
Exons: 11
Coding region: 167-1627 (486 amino acids)
Biological process (GO): signal transduction
Cellular component (GO): perinuclear region of cytoplasm; nucleus; cytosol
Molecular function (GO): 3',5'-cyclic-AMP phosphodiesterase activity
Source: RefSeq, a predicted model, not a curated record
GCUAUCCAGUGGGAACCCCCCAUCCAGUGGGAACCCCCCACCAGCUAGUCAACCACCUCCGCCCACAGAGGACACAGGGCAGAGGCUGGCACUGGAAACGCUGGAAGAGUUAGACUGGUGCUUGGACCAGCUGGAGACGCUGCAGACUCGGCAUUCUGUGGGGGAGAUGGCGUCCAACAAGUUCAAGCGGAUGCUGAACCGCGAGUUGAGUCACCUGUCGGAAACCAGCCGCUCUGGGAACCAGGUGUCGGAGUACAUCUCUCAGACCUUCCUGGAGCAGCAGGCUGUGGUGGAGUUGCCUAGGGUAGCCCCCGAGGAGACCCCUCAACCCAUGUCCCAGAUCAGCGGCCUUCGUGAACUCCCCCACAGUGCCAGCCUCUCUGCUGCCACUGUCCCUCGAUUCGGUGUCCAGACCGACCAAGAGGAACAAUUGGCCAAGGAGCUAGAAGACACCAACAAGUGGGGGCUUGAUGUGUUCAAGGUUGCAGAGCUAAGCAAGAACCAGCCCCUCACAGCCAUCAUGUUCAGCAUCUUUCAGGAGCGGGACCUGCUCAAGACAUUCCGGAUCCCAGCGGACACACUUGUCACCUACCUGCUGAUGCUGGAGGGCCACUACCAAGCUGACGUGGCUUACCACAACAGCUUACAUGCCGCCGACGUGGCGCAGUCCACACACGUUUUGCUGGCCACACCUGCCCUUGAGGGUGUGUUCACAGAUAUGGAAAUCCUGGCUGCCAUCUUUGCAAGUGCCAUUCACGAUGUGGACCAUCCCGGAGUCUCCAACCAGUUUCUGAUCAACACCAACUCGGAGCUUGCGCUCAUGUACAAUGACACCUCCGUGUUGGAGAACCACCACCUGGCUGUGGGCUUCAAGCUGCUGCAGACAAAGCACUGUGACAUCUUCCAGAACCUCAGCGCCAAGCAGCGGCUGAGCCUGCGGAGAAUGGUCAUCGACCUGGUGCUGGCCACAGACAUGUCCAAGCACAUGAACCUGCUGGCCGACCUGAAGACCAUGGUGGAGACCAAGAAGGUGGCCAGCCUGGGCGUCCUGCUGCUGGACAACUACUCAGACCGGAUCCAGGUCCUGCAGAACCUGGUACACUGUGCUGACCUCAGCAACCCCACCAAGCCGCUGCCCCUGUACCGCCAGUGGACAGAGCGCGUCAUGGCCGAGUUCUUCCAGCAGGGCGACCGUGAGCGUGAGCUAGGCCUGGACAUCAGCCCCAUGUGCGACAAGCACACGGCCUCCGUGGAGAAGUCCCAGGUUGGUUUCAUUGACUACAUCGCCCACCCGCUGUGGGAGACAUGGGCCGACCUGGUGCACCCGGAUGCCCAGGACCUGCUGGAUACCCUGGAAGAUAACCGAGAGUGGUACCAGAGCAAGAUCCCCCGCAGCCCCCCAGCCCCCAACAGCCCCCAGCGGGCCGGUCUUGACAGGUUCCAGUUUGGGCUGACCUUGGAGGAGGCGGAGGAGGAAGAGGAGGAGGAGGAAGAGGACCAGGUGGCAGCGGAUGGGGAGGCCCCGGAAGGGCCUGGCACAGAGCUCAUGCCCUCCGAGGCCAGCCCGACCCCCCAGACCUCACAGUUAGACAACCAGAGGACCAGGGGCAAGCCUUUUGUGGACUGAGGAGAACAUGCUAGCCGAGCCUUUUGGCACUUAAGAGUCCCUGCCAGGUGGACUUCACAGCAGGAGGUCCCCGGUGGCCCUGGCCUCAGCCUCCCACCAAUUGCAGUAAACAACGGAACUUUAGUUACAGGCAGGUCUCAAGGUGAACUCAGGGACGCCUGCCUGGGGUUCAUUCUGACUCCAGGCUCAAGUGAGAGAGAGCUCUCUUGGGGGGGUCACCUCCUACAGCUCCCUUGGGAUCCCCCUCCUGGAAGCCACCCCUUCCCUGGAGAGGGAAUUCCUGCCAGACUCCUUGGCCAGCUUUCCCAGCGGUCACUCUGAAGCCAUGAUCAUGACUUUAUUCUCUUAUUAUUUAUCAAAUAUUUACUAAACACCUGCUGUCAUUGUGGGCAGGGCCAUGCCUCCUCUGGGGGUGUGUGUGGGGGAGAGUGGCCGUACAUGCGGGUUUGUGUUGGGGGGCAACGGCUGGCCCCGAGGGGGAACACCCACACAAGUGCCUUUCCCUGCUCCUCUGCCCAAGCGCCAAGCUCCUGCGGAAGAGCGUCGUCCCGAACACUGACACAGCUGGCACCGCUGGUGCCUUUAGAGUGUGGCUGUAAGCCCCUGCGCUUUCUGUCAUGUCAGGUGUCUCUGGUUGACGUGUGCCCUGCUCGUUGGCAGCCCCCCCAGUCGAGUCCCACUGCUGACUCACCACGACAUCCCCUGUCUCCAAGAAUAGGCGCAAAAGCCCAAAAUGCCCCUCUCGGUGACCCUUUGGUUCCCGGAGCCGCCUCCCACUUCAUCCAGAGGGAGGAAGGCCCCAGAGGGUUCCUUGCAGGUACAGCCACACUGCGCCUCACUUUCCCCACCUGUAAUCUGACUCUAAUACUCACCUACCCCUUGGUUGAGGGUUGGGGUCCAUGACGCCCCUCCCCCAUGGCACACCUGACGAACCUUGGACAUUGAGGGCACUGAGCAUUUUCCUGACCUUGACUCCAUCAUCCGGGUCAUUCAUGUUGCCAUCCUUCGCCGCGGUCCAGUCCCGCGCCCCAGCUCCUGACAAGCCCCUGCCCAGCGAGACAGACCGCGGUGUCCUGAGGGUUUCCUGGUCCAUCUUAGUCUAGGGCAGUGGUCCUUUCAUACAGUUCCUCAUGUUGUGGUAACACACCCCCCCCAACCA